AUGAAUAAUGAAACAAGUGGUCUUGCGAUAUUGGCCCUGGCCUAUCGUAUUGAAAUAAUAACAUUACCAAUAUUAAUUAUAUUUGGUAGCAUAUGUAAUAUAAUGACAUUUAUUGUAAUGCGUCGAAGACGUAUGCGUGUAUCAUCAACUUGUUUUUAUAUGGCAGUACUUGCUGUAACAGAUACACUUGUUUUAUGGACUGGUUGUCUUAAUCAAUGGUUUUAUUUAAUGAAUUUACAAACAUUUGUUGUUAAAUCAAAUUUUACAUGUAAAUUACUUCCAUUUCUUUUUGUCUUUUUUGCCGAUGCAAGUGUAUGGAUUACUGUAUGUAUGUCAUUUGAACGAUAUUUUGCUGUUUCAAGACCAUUAAGAGCUUCACAAAUGUGUACAACUCAACGAGCUAAAUGGGUUUUAGUUGUUAUCUUUACAGUAUUUAUAUUGAUUGAUGGUCAUUUUUUACUAACAUUACAAUUAGAAAUAAUUGAUGGUGAACAUCGUGUAUGUCAUCCAAAAUUAUGGGCACGACAUUUUGUUGGAAAAAUUUUUAUUUUUAUUGAUGCAUUAAAAUAUUCUGCAAUACCAUUUUUUUUAUUACUAUUAUUAAGUAUACUUAUUAUACAACAAGUAUUUCAUGCUGAAAAUAUUAGUGCACAAUUACAGAAUCUUCGUCAAUUACAUAGUUAUCAUAAAUAUUCAAUAACAUCAAGUUCAAGUCUUACGGGUCGUUCAUCAUCAGUAAUGAUUAAUUCAACACAUCCAACUUCAUUAAAUAAUACUCGUGUUGGUCGCCGUAUUACAUUUAUGUUAUUAUCUGUUAGUAUUGCAUUUUGUGUAUUUUCAGCUCCAAUGUCACUAAUGCAAAUAGUUCAAAGUAUAUCAAAACCUGGUCAUAAUGAAACUCCAUUAGCUAUUGGCAAAGCUGUAGCUGAAUUAUGUCAAUAUAUAAAUCAUUCAUGUAAUUUUUUCUUAUAUGCUUUAACAGGAAGAGUAUUUCGUCGAGAAUUUGUUCGAUUAUUUUUUCCAACACGUUUUGGUGGUGGUGGUGGUGGUGGUAAUGCUGGUGUAACAGCACGUAUAGGUCUUAAUGGACGUGCAUGUUUAAUACCACCAGCAGGACAUUCAUCAAGUCGUCGUUGUUCAGUUUAUUCAGUUGAUAAUCGUCAAAGUAUAUGUCAAACAUCUCGACGUUUAACAACAUUUUCUUUAAAACCUUAUAAUAAUCAAAUAAAUCAACAACGUAAUCCAUCAUUUUCAGUUAAAUCACCAUUAUUAUUUGAUACUAAUGGUUCAUUAGCAAUAAAUAGACAUUAUAAUAAAACAUAUGACAAAUCACCAAUAUUAACAAAUAAAAAUUCAAUUGAUAAUAGUCCAUUAUAUUCAUUAUGGAAUAUGAUCGAUCGAACAAAACAACGAGAAAUAAGUGGUAGACCAUUAUUAUUUGUAAAAAUUUUAAAACCAACUAACAAUCAUUUUCAAAUAUAA
This is a messenger RNA of Rotaria sordida, 1482 nucleotides long. The record is from the annotation of a GenBank genome assembly. Lineage: Eukaryota; Metazoa; Rotifera; Eurotatoria; Philodinida; Philodinidae.